AAUAUAUUUUGAUUUGUUUAACACUUUUUUGGUUACUACAUGAAUCCAUAUGUGUUUCAUAGUUUUGAUGUCUUCACUAUUUUACAAUGUAGAACAUAGUAAAAAUAAAGAAAAACCCUUGAAUGAGUGGGUGCAUCCAAACUUCUGACUGGUACUGUAUAGUUUACACCAAAGGGUAAAAUCUAUAUAUUUUCAGCAAAAUAGUGCGUCUCAGCGUCUGUGGUCUAUGAUUUAUGCUUAAUGAUGUGGACUGCAAAUUACACCAUAAUGGGGGUAGGCCUGGGCUCACAGAAAUAAGAAUGAAUAGAAUGGGCUUGGAACUCUAACCCUGGAAAUUGACUGGUAAACUCAUGGGUACACUGCCAACGGCUGCCUGGUAUUGUGACGCAAUAAUUUCAAUUGUAGUUUUGAAUUUCUCUUCAUUCUUAUUUCUAAGCCAGUUUAAUAUUCAGUAGCAUUCAAGCUUUGGCGACCUCAGAUGAAGUACGAUGUUUUACCGGCUCAUUUUGGAGACCAACGUAGACUAGACCUGUAGCAUGGACAGCGACGAGGCCCGAAAAGGGUUACAGGAAGCCCCAGAGAGGACAUUCCCUGUAUUCUUCAGAGGAAAACUGGGGGAGAAGCUCCAUCAGGAGACCCCCGGGUUUGACCUGUUGGACCCCAACAUGAGAGUCAUGGAUGUUAGUUAUAACUGCCUCCACGACAAACACCUGAAGAGUUUUUUCCGCCAUCCGGAAAGGAAGAAGCGGCUGGUGAAGCAAGGCCUCAUCACCUCAAAUGAGAAGGUGCUGUGUACGUGUAAAGAGUACAAUCGCUACAGUAGCUACAUCAAGUCAGUUCAGUUGCUGUGGGAGAAGCAGUGCUGUGCCCAGCAGAAAAAUCUUUUGAAGCAGUUCCUAGUCUUGCAGCAGCAAGGGGAGGUUCCUUCCCACAUCUCACUGACGGAUAUUAGAGAAUGGCUCAUUGCCAAGGGUAGAAACUACUUCAAGAACACGUUUCAGAGUGAAAUGGAAGAGGGGAAGAACCUUCACUUGGCCGAACUGGCUUGGGAUGUGAAACGACGCCUCAGGCUUGAGGAGCUGGAAAGAGAAGUGUGCAGGGAGCUGCGCCUGGAGCGCCGAAUCCGCUGGUCGGUGAUUGGACAGCCUGGUAGCCAGAUGGGAGAUUGGAGACCCCUGGGCAUGGAGACACACACACCUCUGGUAAUGGACUCUCCCUUCAAACACUCCACCUCCUCGAUGGACACUCUUUCCAGUCAGAUCUCGACUAAGAACCUCGAGGUUGCUAGGCUAAUAUAA
This is a messenger RNA of Salvelinus fontinalis (brook trout), 1298 nucleotides long. RefSeq names its product fibrous sheath-interacting protein 2-like. The record is from RefSeq and is a predicted model, not a curated record. NCBI's taxonomy places the organism in Eukaryota, Metazoa, Chordata, Actinopteri, Salmoniformes, Salmonidae. Bases 537 to 1298 code for a protein of 253 amino acids. The transcript is spliced from 7 exons.